AUGGAUAAAUAGAAAGUAAAAUAGAUGGCAGAUGAUUCUGAUAGUAGUAAUUUCAAAUAACUAUUACAGAUAUCUAAGAAAUACAACUAGAGUAGAUUAUGAUUAUAAUUUAAGAAAUAGACAUAGACUAGAAAAGUAGGAAAUACUAAUAUUAAAGAAACUUAAACUACCCAAACCUCCACUUCUAAUAUCAACAUCUUUACCAAAAUUAUUAUUUUUUAAGAAGAAUUGA
Molecule: messenger RNA, 232 nt
Organism: Paramecium primaurelia
Lineage: Eukaryota; Ciliophora; Oligohymenophorea; Peniculida; Parameciidae
Source: the annotation of a GenBank genome assembly